AUGGGGAACAUUCUCGCCCAAGACGCGUUCGGGCUGGCCGUGUGGGCGACCGGCUUUGCGCUAGAGGUGGUCGCCGACGGCCAGAAGCGGGCCUUCAAAGCGGACGCCGCAAACGCCGGCAAGUUCAUCGACGUCGGCCUUUGGUCCCGCUGCCGGCACCCCAACUACCUCGGGGAGAUGACUCUUUGGGCGGGCUUCUUCAUCUUCUGCAGCCGCGGCGUGGUCGCGGGCUCCGGGUGGCUUGCCCUCAUGGGCCCCCUGUUCGGGACUGCAAUUUUGACUUUCGUCAGCACCCCCAUGCUGGAGGAAGGAGCGGACAAGAAGUACGGGGGUCACGCGGCGUACCACGAGUACAAGAGAACCACGCCGUCGCUGUUCUUCCGCCUGUGGUAGAAUAGAAGACGGGGGCGUGUACAUUGUGGAUCCCCUCCUGCACAACCAACUUGUUCUUGUUUGUUUGAGAUUUUUACUCAGAAAGCCAAAUCACACCAUAAGACUAUAGUCACCGCUGACUGGUCUAAUGGUGACUUGUCUAGGGUUUGAUUUCGGCUUCUAAAUACAUUGGUAGUCGUGGAGUCCGAAUGACCCGACACUUUCGCUCCGAGAUAUCAAAACCAUCAGGCUAGUCAGCUCUGACUGGUGUACUGCUGUAUUGAGCUUGAUUUCGGCUUCUACAGGUUGCGCGAUGG
Molecule: messenger RNA, 689 nt
Organism: Ectocarpus siliculosus
Lineage: Eukaryota; Phaeophyceae; Ectocarpales; Ectocarpaceae
Source: the annotation of a GenBank genome assembly